AUGGACGGGGCGCGGAUGCUGGAGCUGGCUAACUGGAGCACUAUUUUGGUGUGCGCCGUCUUGAAGCUUCCGCAGGGCGUCGUUUUAUUGGCGGCCAAAUCUGCCAGGGGAGUCAGUUUGGAGAGUUUGGUCCUAGAGCUGAGCGGCUUCCUCGUAUGCCUACGAUAUCACAGUUACUACAGUUAUCCUCUGUCAACAUAUGUUGAAUAUCCCAUCAUCAUUGCACAAGAUGUUAUUCUCUUCCUGUUUGUUCUACACUACAAUGGCAAAAUGAAGCAUGCUUUUCCUUAUGCUGUCAUAUUUGUGAUGGGAUGGUAUGUACUAGGUCUGCAUAAAUGGAUACUGGACGUGGCUAUGAAUUUAUCCACUCUAGUUAGUGCAGCAAGUAAAUUUGCUCAGCUCAGAUGUCUCUGGCAGACUAAAGAUUCUGGACAAGUGAGCACUUUGACUUGGAUUUUAGCUACAUACACCUGUGCAGCAAGAAUAUUCACAACAUUGAUGACAACAAAGGAUCUCACAGUUCUUGUUCGUUUUGUGGUCAUGAUGUCUCUGAAUAUAUGGGUCACAGCAACUAUACUGCGUUAUAGGAAAACUGUUCAGAAGACCGACUAAAACAUGAGUUCUGCCAAUUUUAAGUAAUCUGGACCAAAAGGAAGGAAGAAGCCACUAUAAACACCUAUAAGUAGGACCAAAAAUAUUAAGCUCACCAGAAAUUGACAUUUGAUUUAAUAGAAGACUAUUGAAGUUUAUCCACUGCAAACAGAACUCCAUUAUAUUGAUAAAACUCCACAAAUUUAUUGUCAAAGGCUUUCAUGGCCAGAAUCAACAGGCUGUUGUGGGUCUUUCGGGCUGUGUGGCUGUGGUCUGGCAUUUUUUCCUCCUAACGUUUCACCUGCAUCUAUUGCUGGCAUCUUCAGAGGUACGUCAUGGUAAGAUGCGCAAGAAAGUGAAAAAACUGUAAAGCGCAACAAAUAAUACAAUAAGCAUACAGUGCUGAACAGAGGCAGAGCUAUAAGGGGUGGGGGGUGCGCGGUGCACUAGGCACACGCCUGGACCCCCUAGAAAAUUACCCCUCUUUCCCCCUAUGCCCACCCCUUUACCUUAGUUUAAAGCAGCCUGAUGGGAACUAUACUUCCCAGGAGGCUGGGGCUCGCAAGGUCUCCUGGGAUGUGUAGUCCCCACAAGGCCGCUUUUUCUACACCAGGAAGUGUAGUUCCUGCUAGGCUGCUUUAGACUUAGGUAAGGGGAAACAUGGGAGUGGGGGGAGGGGCCAGGCACCAUCCCCCCCCCCCCCAUGCCUCUGGUGCUGAAUAAAGGAGUAAUCCCUUUAAUAAACAACUUCAAGUCUCAGCGGAUAGAUCAAAUAACUUCAGUGAGCAAACACAGCAGGAGUCCACUUAGUUCAAGGCUCACAUCCAUACAAUGCAGUAAUGGUAUAAAAGGACCUAAGCAUUCAAGCUGAAACAGUAGACUGAAAAGUCCUUAAGGCAGAAUGAUACAGUGGCAACAACUCUCAAGUGGACUCUCCUGGUUAGUUGGCAAUCCAUUUAGCAAAGUAAGCAUAUAGUGCUGCUUUAUUCAGCGCUGUGUGCUUAUUGCAUUGUUUGUUGAUUGCGCUUUACACUUUUUUCCACUUUCUUGCACUUCACUGUAUUAUUUAAACUACUAUCACUUGAGCUUUGUUCUCGGUUGUAUAUUUAUACCAGUCUGGGUAUGGUGGUGUAUUUGUUGAUAAGUCAAUGGCCCUGAACUGCCAGAAGUUAGUAGAGCUUAUUUCUUACUGAAAUCAAUAGAACUUUCUCUGCAUUGGGUAAGAGUAUCUUUGCUGUCCCUUUACUUAUUUACAAAGACUCACUUAGGCUCUUUAAAAACCAUUUCUGGUACAAGGAUGGACUCAGUUGAAACAUCAGGUAUGGUCUGAUAAUAGAGGUUGAUGCAAAAACCUUCUUGCAUAUGAAGUCACCAUGAAUUCAGUUCUUGCAUCCAACAGCACGUGCAAUGAACAGCAAUCUCAGUACCAUUGUUGGAAAGCCACUGUUUGGAUAUGUGGAACCUUUAAAUACAAAAUCCAAAUAUGAAUCUGUUCUGUGCCAAAAAAGGCCAAGCCACCGAAGAAAAAAUUCAUGAACAGAACUACUCUUAGCUACUCCACUGAAUUGUGAAGGGAAGACAUUUUCUUUGCAUUUAACUUUGUAAAAUGCAUUUAUAACGUUUUGAAGUCAGUCAUGAAAUUCUCUGUCUCAAAAUCUAUGCAGUAAAAUUAAGGUUUUAUAUGAAA
This is a messenger RNA of Sphaerodactylus townsendi, 2278 nucleotides long. RefSeq names its product solute carrier family 66 member 3 (gene SLC66A3). The transcript has 7 exons. Lineage: Eukaryota; Metazoa; Chordata; Lepidosauria; Squamata; Sphaerodactylidae. The record is from RefSeq and is a predicted model, not a curated record. The coding region runs from base 1 to 612 and encodes 203 amino acids.